Morone saxatilis (striped sea-bass) is the source of this 976-nucleotide messenger RNA. It is a transcript of the gene nhp2, whose product is annotated as NHP2 ribonucleoprotein homolog (yeast). Gene Ontology annotation, biological process: snRNA pseudouridine synthesis; rRNA pseudouridine synthesis. Gene Ontology annotation, molecular function: box H/ACA snoRNA binding. NCBI's taxonomy places the organism in Eukaryota, Metazoa, Chordata, Actinopteri, Moronidae. Bases 135 to 611 code for a protein of 158 amino acids. Gene Ontology annotation, cellular component: nucleolus; box H/ACA snoRNP complex. The transcript is spliced from 4 exons. The record is from RefSeq and is a predicted model, not a curated record.
CGCUUCCUGCACCGGAAACACACGAAGAAGAAGGAAGUCAAACACGUGUGUUGCUCUGAGCGCGCGGUGAGCUGAUCGAUCAGGAAUCAAUCAGAAUUCAGCGAGUAUCGAUCAGUAAUUCAAUUCGAUCAGAAAUGACGAAGACGAAGAAGGAGAAGGUUUCUGCGGACGUGGAGGAAGCCACCGAGGGGGGGCCCGAGGGGGGCCCCGAGAGGUCGUACCAGGACCUGGUCUCCAACGUGAACCCGAUCUCUCAGCCGCUGGCCUCCAAGAAGCUCAGCAAGAAACUCUACAAAUGCGUGAAAAAGGCUGCCAAAGUGAAGAACAUCCGCCGAGGAGUGAAAGAAGUCCAGAAGUUCAUCAACAAAGGAGAGAAAGGCAUCGUGGUGUUGGCCGGCGACACGCUGCCCAUCGACGUCUACUGUCACCUGCCGGUAAUGUGCGAGGACCGGAACCUGCCGUACGCCUACAUCCCGUCUAAAGUGGAUCUGGGCUCGUCUGCCGGCUCCAAGAGGCCGACCUGCGUGAUCCUCAUCAAACCCCACCAGGACUACCAGGAGGCCUACGACGAGUGCGCCGAGGAGGUCUCGGGUCUGCCCAAACCGCUGUGAGAGCGCCGCCGGCCGAUCGGCGAGCAGCUCUCAGGAUAAUGAACACUUUAAAGGCUAGCAGUUUCCACCCGCUCCCAGUCUUUGUGCUAAGCUAGGCUAACUCUGUCCUGGACGUCAGUGUUUUUGUUCCCAGCAGAGUUUAAAUAAAGAUUGGGUCAUAUUUCAGUUAACGGGGAGGUCUUUCUGUUGUGCAGGAGACUGAUCAGAUCGAUCGGACUGAUUGAUCGGACUGAUCGGAGGACAGUUGGAGGUUCUCAGUUUAAUAUUUCCUCUUUGAUCAGUUUUCAUUAACAGUUUUGUGAUUUUUGGUUUUUCUUCAGUUGAAUAUUCGUUUGUGUUUUUUAAUUAAAGUAAAAGUGAACAAA